Radiomyces spectabilis is the source of this 1596-nucleotide messenger RNA. RefSeq names its product enolase. Gene Ontology annotation, cellular component: phosphopyruvate hydratase complex. Gene Ontology annotation, biological process: glycolytic process. The coding region runs from base 40 to 1350 and encodes 436 amino acids. The record is from RefSeq and is a predicted model, not a curated record. The transcript has 3 exons. Lineage: Eukaryota; Fungi; Mucoromycota; Mucoromycetes; Mucorales; Radiomycetaceae. Gene Ontology annotation, molecular function: magnesium ion binding; phosphopyruvate hydratase activity.
CUGCGUUUUCUCUUUAGCAUUUCUCUUUCUUGUUCCAUCAUGUCCGUCACCAAGGUUCACGCCCGCCAAAUUUUCGACUCUCGCGGUAACCCCACCGUCGAAGUCGAAGUCAGCACUGCCAAGGGCAUCUUCCGUGCCGCCGUUCCUUCCGGUGCCUCCACUGGUAUCCACGAAGCUCUCGAACUCCGUGAUCAGAUCAAGGAAGACUACGUCGGCAAGGGUGUCUUGAAGGCUGUUGAGAACGUCAACAAGACCAUUGGCCCCGCUCUCAUUGAAUCCAAGCUCAACGUCGUUGACCAAAAGGCCAUUGAUGACUUUUUGUUGAAGCUCGAUGGUACUCCCAACAAGAGCAAGCUCGGUGCUAACGCCAUCCUCGGUGUUUCCUUGGCUGUUGCCAAGGCCGGUGCCGGCGAGAAGGGUGUUCCUCUCUACGUCCACUUUGCCGACCUUUGCGGUUCCAAGAAGCCCUUUGUCUUGCCCGUGCCUGCUUUCAACGUUAUCAACGGUGGUUCCCAUGCCGGUAACAAGUUGGCUAUGCAAGAGUUCAUGAUCAUGCCCACCGGCGCCAAGUCUUUCACUGAAGCCAUGAAGAUCGGUUCCGAAGUGUACCAUGCUCUCAAGAGCGUCAUCAAGGGUAAAUAUGGUUUGGAUGCUACCAACGUCGGUGACGAGGGUGGUUUCGCUCCCAACAUUCAGGACAGCAAGGAAGGUCUCGACUUGUUGAUCACUGCCAUUGAAAAGGCCGGUUACACUGGCAAGGUCAAGAUCGCCAUGGACUGUGCUGCUUCCGAAUUCUACAAGGAUGGCAAGUACGAUUUGGACUGGAAGAACCCUGAUUCCAACGCGGCCGAUCAACUCACCGGUCAGCAAUUGGCUGAACUCUACAAGUCCUAUGCCGAAAAGUAUCCCAUUGUUUCCAUUGAGGAUGCUUUCGAUCAGGAUGACUGGGACAACUGGACCCAUCUCAACGGUACUUCCGACUUCCAGUUGGUGGGUGAUGACUUGACUGUGACCAACCCGAAGCGUAUUGCUACUGCUAUUGAGAAGAAGGCUUGCAAUGCCUUGCUUCUCAAGGUCAACCAGAUUGGUAGUGUCACUGAGAGUAUCCAGGCUGCUUUGGACUCCCAAGCUGCUGGCUGGGGUGUCAUGGUUUCCCACCGUUCCGGUGAAACUGAGGAUACCACCAUUGCUGACCUUGUGGUUGGUCUCCGCACUGGCCAAAUCAAGACCGGUGCUCCUUGCCGUUCCGAACGCUUGGCCAAGCUCAACCAGUUGUUGCGUAUUGAGGAAGAAUUGGGUGCCAAUGCCAUCUAUGCCGGUGAAAACUUCCGCAAAGCCCAUCAAUUGUAAAUGUAAAUAGACAACUCCAAAAACCAAAAAAACCCUAAUAUCCCUCGACAAAUAAGCAUUUAAUGACUAUUUUACCAAGACGAGAACACCACUCACGGGUUUUGUAAGCAUUUCAACAUGAUAUCAUUUUCUGGUUGUUGAGUGCUCAAAAAGACUAAAUAAACAAGAACAUAUUAACAUUUGCAGAUUUUUUACAUUGAUGCCGAACACUAUGUAGUGCUUUCAAGAUGACCGCAUCCCAAGGAC